Molecule: messenger RNA, 597 nt
Organism: Closterium sp. Yama58-4
Lineage: Eukaryota; Viridiplantae; Streptophyta; Zygnematophyceae; Desmidiales; Closteriaceae
Source: the annotation of a GenBank genome assembly
AUGGUUAUCACAGAGGUUUCUUCGCUACCGCGAUCCGUCACAGCAGCGCCUGCAGAAGCACACGCCGACGAAACCACAGCUUUGGGAAUCUUACAGGUCCAGGGCGCGACUUCCACCAAUGACUUUGAGCAUGGGGAAUGGAAGAGCGAUAGGAUGGACAAGGUUCAAGAGAAGCGAUGCUCUGUUACAGCAGGAGAAGGUGGACCAUCAGGUUCAGAGUCAGCAGAGCCAGCAGCACGUACAGCAGCAGCAGCACGAGGAAGAGGAGGAGUGGCAGCAGCAGCAGCAGCAGCAGCAGCAGCAGCAGCAGCAGCAGCAGCAGCAGCAGCAGCAGCAGCAGCAGCAGCAGCAGCAGCAGCAGCAGCAGCAGCAGCAGCAGCAGCAGCAGCAGCAGCAGCAGCAGCAGCAGCAGCAGCAGCAGCAGCAGGAGGAGCAGCAGCAGCAGCAGCAGCAGCAGCAGCAGCAGCAGCAGGAGGAGGAGGAGGAGCAGCAGCAGCAGCAGCAGCAGCAGCAGCAGGAGGAGCAGCAGCAGCAGCAGCAGCUGCCGGACCAGGGACAGUUGUACAAGACUUCUCAUUAUCAGAUUCAACCGUCUAG